AACCAAACACCAGCUGUAGCUGCUCAUAGAGUAUUUACAAGCAGUCCGUCUCCAUCUGUUCACACCCAGUUUAAUGGAUAACAAGAGCCUACCGCUUCUGAAUAUUGAUGGUUCACUCUGAUGAAUUAGCGCUUAUUGAUGCCGCGGUGCUUCGAGGAAAAAGCAAUCAUGUGUUGAGAUCUGUGCGUCAUCGGGACCCCCGGCGGCGGCGGCGUGUACGGCUUCUCCGUCGAGUCUCAGACCGGGAGGGAGCGGGUCAGUCGGUGCACUUAACGAUCAACGAUCAGCGCGUUAAUUGAACCCCGUCGACCGACCCAUCCGUUGGCGACCGGAGCGCCUCAACCUGGAUGACCUCCGGUUUGACGGAGGGAGCAGCGCCGGAGGAGAUGCGCAUAUCUGCAGGUACUCUAGCGCGGUCGUAAAACGGGAGUCCGGAGCAAGUCAGCCAACAUUAAAGCGAUGCCAGGGGUAACCAAGUACAAUUUAGUGGAUGACGCGCACGAUUUGAGGAUCCCCAUGCACAACGACGAGGUGUUUAAGCAUGGGGUCUGCUUCGAGGCAAAGUACAUUGGCAGUUCAGAGGUCGGUCGCCCCAGCAGCCGAAUGGAGAUAGUCGCUGCAAUGAGGAGAAUCAGAUAUGAAUUCAAACUGAAGAACAUAAAGAAAAAGAAGGUCAACAUUGUCAUAUCUACUGAUUGUGUCCAAGUGAUUUUGCGCAAAAAGAGGAAGAGAAAAGGAUGGUCAUGGGACGAUAAUACGAUCUUAGUGACACAGGAUCCCAUCUACAGGAUCUUCUAUGUCUCACAUGAUGCCCAAGACUUGAAGAUCUUCAGUUACAUAGCGAGAGAAGGACAGAGCAACAUUUUCCGCUGCAAUGUGUUCAAGUCAAAGAGGAAAUCGCAGGCCAUGAGGAUCGUGCGGACGGUGGGGCAGGCGUUCGAUGUGUGUCACCAGCUGACCCUGCAGCAGAAAAGCGAUGACCAGGAGGAUGAGGAGGGGAAGGUGGAGGAAUCCGAGGCAGUGCCAGUAAAGAAGAGGUUUGCAUUGUCAGAAGAGACCGACCUUGAAGCCACUACAGAGGAGAGCAUUGAGUGCGUCUCCUCAUCCGACCUGGAGAAGAGCAAAAAGGACGAGGCCCUCGGUAACAAUGAGAAGGUGUCCGAUGACCCGUCUCUCCUGCUGGGCUCCCCCAUCCUUGGGGCCUCUGUGUCGGGUCAGUCGGCAGAAGAGGCUCCCUGCUCUGCAGAGCCCCAGGUCCUGCUCCUCCAGAAACAACUGCAGCAGCAGGAACAACAGAAACUGGCCGCUUCAGAGCAGGUCCAUGUCCUCCAGGAGCAGCUGUCGGUGGAGGUGUGUACGCGGACUGAAACUCAGGCCAGAGUGCAGAGGCUGCUGCAGCAGAACACCGACCUGCUGCAACACAUUUCCCUGCUGGUGAAACAGAUCCAGGAACUGGAGCUUAAAGCUGCCGGCCAAUUAACAUCUAUGGGCUCCCAGGACAGUCUUCUGGAGAUCACUUUCCGCCCCAAGCCCCCCAGCUCUUCUUCAUCUACGGGCCCUUUUGCAGCUCAAUCCCAGGUCCAGAUCAGUGACAGUCCCUGGGUCUCCGCCCUCCUCGGGCCCUGCUCUCCAGGCACCUUGGGCACCGACACCAGCCCUCUGGGGCUCAGCAGCAGUGGAGUUCGGCUCGAGUGCUUCCGCUUCUCCUCCCGGGGGCCGGACAUCCAGGAGCAGGGCCAGGACACAGGGGAGACUCCCAGUGACGGGGCCCCGGAUGAGAGCUCGCUGCUCGGGGAGCAGGUCUUGGGAGCCCUGGAGCUGCUCCGGUUUAGGGAGUCGGGGAUCGGAUCGGAGUACGAAUCGAACACAGAUGAGAGCGAUGACCGGGACAGCUGGGGCCAGGGGGAGGGAGCGGGCUCUGACGGUGCAGCUCGACUCUUAAACGUGCUGAACACAGAGUGUCUGGCGGACUGCUUAGGGGAUGAGGUGGCUGUGUAGUGGUGGUGCUCUUGAAGCUGCACAUUGCACCGGCCCAAUGGGAAACAGCUGAAAUUCAGAAUCUGAAGGACUUCAUCAGACAGAAAUCCUGUAUUGUGACACCAGUAAACUGCAUCAUCAACUGACUCACUCACCUCCUGUUUUGAUUUCCUGUGCACUGAGAAAAAAAAGUCCCACUCAUAUGAGCUGAGGGAGAUUGGAUAAAAGAAACAGAGAUUCAGAAAGUAUAACUGAAUGGAUAUAUUUGAUCCUAUAAUGUUUAAGUUCACUUUAUUGUGGCUCCACCCCCC
Anarrhichthys ocellatus (wolf-eel) is the source of this 2288-nucleotide messenger RNA. Its product is annotated as carboxyl-terminal PDZ ligand of neuronal nitric oxide synthase protein-like. The transcript has 10 exons. The coding region runs from base 460 to 1998 and encodes 512 amino acids. The record is from RefSeq and is a predicted model, not a curated record. Gene Ontology annotation, molecular function: nitric-oxide synthase binding. Lineage: Eukaryota; Metazoa; Chordata; Actinopteri; Perciformes; Anarhichadidae.